GAGCAAUAAUUUAAUAUCAAAGUACCCUUGAUAUUUAAGGCCUAAACUAUGAAAUAUUUGUUCAUACUUCAUACAGUUCAAAUAUUUGACUAAAUGAACAAUAACCUUCCAGUUAUUUGUGCUGGGCUGGUCCUGAGCUAAUAGUCUCGGGCCUACUUUCCCUGUGAAGUUUUCCACAUAUUUUAGGUCUCUCACUUACACUAAUAAACCCGAGUCAUCUGCUGUGAAAUUCAUUCACUGAUGACGACGAGUUACGCUGCCCUAUGUCAUGGUUUCAUUCAUUCAUAAUUUCAUAUACAAGUAAUCUUUCUUUGCUUUCGUUCAGUGCAAUUUUCUUCAUCCAUUACUCGGAUAACUCUUUUUUUUUGGGUUAAUUUUGUUUUAAAACAGUAAUUGUUAGUGAAUAGGGUACUUUUUCCACCAAAUUUCAACAAAUUCUAUUGGCACUGCAAAAGAAAACAGGAACAGGCUUAUUGAAAUUCAUCCAGACGCAGCUACCAUUUGGAAGCUCCAUCUUUCAAGCUUGAAUGUUGAACCUUUCUUUUGUUGAGGAAUAAAAAAAAGGCUUACGAUUAUAAUUGAAGGAGAAGAUGAUCUAAAUGCAACAAGUGGCACUCGGUAUCAAGCCAGAAACAAAAGGAUCAAAAGCAAAAACACUAAACACAACCUGAUGGGUAGGAUCAUGGGAGCGACCUUACUUCUCUGGUUUCUAAUCACUGCAACCACUAGCAUUAGCUUGUGUAAUGGGAACCCUGGUGUGGCUUGCAAAGAAAGUGAAAGACUAGCACUUCUGAUGUUGAAGCAAGAUUUUACUGAUCCUUCAAAUCGGCUUUUGUCAUGGGCAGGUGAAGGAGACUGUUGCCAUUGGACUGGAGUUGUCUGUGAUAAUGUAACCGGUCACAUACGCGAGCUCCACCUUGGAAAUUACUCUAAUCUCAACUCUUUCUCUUACUUGGGAGGUAAGAUAAAUCCUUCUCUGCUCAAUUUAACGCAACUAACCUACUUGGACCUGAGUAACAACUUUUUCCAAGGAAUGCAGAUCCCUAGCUUCUUUGGUUCUCUUAAUAGUUUAACUCAUCUUGACCUUUCAAGAAGCUUCGAAGGAAUGGUUCCUCCUCAACUGGGGAAUCUCUCGAAUCUACGUGAUCUACGUCUCAGUGGUUAUGGUUUGAAGGCUGAGAACCUUCAAUGGAUUUCUGGUCUUUCUCAGUUGGAACACCUGGACGCGAGUUUUCUUGAUCUUAGCAAAGUAUCUGAUGAUUGGCUGCCAGUGAUACAGAUGCGGCUCCCCUCUUUGGUAGAGUUGCAUAUGUCAGCUUGCAGUCUCCAUUACAUUCCCCAUUUAACUAUCAUCAAUUUUACUUCACUUGCCAUCCUCGAUCUUUCUUUCAACAGCUUUAAUUCUUUCAUGCCUAAGUGGGUUUUCAGUUUCAGAAAUCUGGUGUCUCUUUCUCUUAGAGAUUGUGGUUUCCAAGGUCCAAUUCCUAGCAGUAGGAGCCCACACAAUAUCACAUCUUUCAGGGAGAUUGAUCUCUCAAUUAAUCACCUUAGGGAUCCGAUACCGAAAUGGCUGCUCAACAACAAAGACCUUACUGUACUUGAUCUAGGAUACAAUUCUUAUACAGGACCAAUUCCAGGUGGCAUUGUGAAUAUGACUAGUCUUAAGGAUCUUCAUCUCGAGUCUAAUUCUUUCAUCUCUACCAUACCUGAAUGGUUGUCUAGUUUUAAUAAUCUUGAAUCCUUGGAUAUUUCUAGCAAUCACUUGCAUGGUGAAAUUUUGAGUUCCAUUGGAAACUUGACAUCCAUUGUACAUCUUGGUUUAGGUUUUAAUCAGUUUGAAGGGACAAUCCCAAACUCCUUGGGCAAUCUGUCUUCCUUAGAGUCAUUACAGAUUUCAUACAAUUCGUUUCAUGGAACUCUUCCAGAGACCAUUGGCCAACUCAAAAGGCUAACAGCUUUGGAUAUAUCUUUUAAUUCAUUUGAAGGUGUAGUGUCUGAAGUUCAUUUUACACAUCUUACUAGUUUAAAAUCCUUCAGAGCACAUGGAAACUCAUUGACUCUAAAAACUAGUAGAGACUGGCUUCCUCCUUUUCAACUUCAAAGCUUGUAUUUAGAUUCUUGGCAUUUGGGGCUUGAACUGCCUUCAUGGCUUCGAACACAAACACAAUUGCUGGAGCUAAGCCUAUCGGGUACAGGAAUUUCAGGCACCAUUCCGAAUUGGUGUUGGAACUUUUCUUCCGCACUAGUUUUCCUGGAUCUGUCCAACAAUCAAUUACAUGGGGAGAUUCAAUAUAUAAAUGUUGGCGCCCCAUUCUCAAUAAUUGACCUAAGUUCAAACCAGUUCAACGGUUCAUUGCCUCUUGUCUCCUCCACUAUAGAACUACUGGAUCUUUCGAAUUCUUCAUUUUCUGGAUCUCUGUUCCACUUCUUUUGUGAUAGGAUGGACAUACCAAAAAAGCUCUAUUUUCUUCAUCUAGGGAACAAUCAUCUCAGUGGUGAAAUUCCUGAUUGUUGGAUGAAUUGGCUUAAUUUGCAAGCCAUAACAUUAGGUAACAACAAUUUGACUGGAAAAAUUCCAAGCUCCAUUGGACACUUGCACAUUCUGGAAUCAUUGCACUUGCGCAACAAUCACCUUUCUGGAGACCUACCUCAAUCCUUGCAGAACUGUACACAAUUGUUAGUAGUUGACCUUGGUAAAAAUAAGCUCUCUGGAGGCUUGCCUAUAUGGAUGGGGAAAAGCUUUCCAAACUUGGUGGUUCUUAGCCUUCGGUCAAAUAUGUUUCAAGGAGUCAUUUCGGAUCAACUUUGUAAUAUAAGCCGUCUCCAAAUCUUGGACUUGGCAGAUAAUGUUCUCUCAGGAACAAUACCGAGAUGCUUCGGCAACUUUAGUGGAAUUGCAAACUCGUCAAUGUCAGAUGCUUUCGCUACUUAUGUUGGUAACUACAGACUGUACAGAGAUAAUACGUUCCUGGUGCAAAAAGGGAGAGAAGUGGAAUUCGGCAAAAUUCUUGGAAUUGUAGCAAGCAUAGAUCUUUCUAACAACAACUUAUCUGGGGAUAUUCCUGAGGAACUGACAAAUCUCCUCAGUUUGCAAACAUUGAAUUUAUCAGCAAAUCUUUUGACCGGAGGAAUCCCUUCGAUGAUCGGCAGAUUGAGGCAGUUAGAAUCACUUGAUUUGUCUACAAACCAACUUUCUGGUGAAAUUCCUCCAAGCAUAACUAAUUUGACGUUUCUGAGUCACUUGAACUUGUCUCACAACAGUCUGACAGGACAGAUUCCACAAAGCACUCAGCUUCUGAGUCUUGAUGAGUCCAGCUUUGUCGGCAAUGAGCUUUGCGGACCUCCACUCAGCAAGAAUUGCAGUGCAAACAAGGCGAUGCCACCAACACUUGAUCAGCAAGACAAAGGAUAUGAUUUACUGGAAGAUGAGUGGUUCUACCUGAGCUUGGGAUUGGGAUUCAUGGUUGGUUUUUGGUGUAUACUUGGUUCUUUGCUGGUAAACAUGCCAUGGAGCUUUGCUUUUUCACGAUUCCUCAGUAGCAUUGUGCUUAAACUUUACGCUGUAAUUGUUAAAUAUGUGUAGUUAGUUAUUUUUGUGGACUGUGUUUCGGCUUGCUAAAAUGAACUAGUGUACGUGUUUCUUUUGGCUUUGUCUGUAAUGUUCUCUUGGUUGUCACAAUAAAAGACUAAA
This is a messenger RNA of Rosa chinensis, 3691 nucleotides long. RefSeq names its product receptor-like protein EIX1. The record is from RefSeq and is a predicted model, not a curated record. The coding region runs from base 671 to 3583 and encodes 970 amino acids. The transcript is spliced from 2 exons. Gene Ontology annotation, molecular function: protein binding. NCBI's taxonomy places the organism in Eukaryota, Viridiplantae, Streptophyta, Magnoliopsida, Rosales, Rosaceae.